Molecule: messenger RNA, 1433 nt
Organism: Acromyrmex echinatior (Panamanian leafcutter ant)
Lineage: Eukaryota; Metazoa; Arthropoda; Insecta; Hymenoptera; Formicidae
Product: soluble calcium-activated nucleotidase 1
Biological process (GO): proteoglycan biosynthetic process
Molecular function (GO): UDP phosphatase activity; calcium ion binding; GDP phosphatase activity
Source: RefSeq, a predicted model, not a curated record
AGGUUGACGCCCCGUCGUGCAGUGCGACGAUAAUGCUGCUAUUGUCACCGCAACGCGGAGAUGGUGCGUUUAGGUUAGGUUUACAUCAUCAAAUACAUCAACGGACUGACACAUGCCACGUCUUUGAUACGACGUGUAGCGAGGUUGAAGAACGGCAGGGCGAUCAUAACCAUGUCGUAUCUGCGUGACUGGCGACAGGCGUUGCGCGCCCCGCACGUCUAUCGGGUGGCGAACAGCACAUUUCGCAUCCAGGGCCCGUUCGUGGCGUUGAUUCUUCUGGUUCUGAGCGUGCCGACUUUCUUCCUCCUGUAUCCGCUGCUGCACGGCUUCAUAUGCUCGCCGCCGAGCCAGACCCUGGCACAAUGUCGUUACUACAAGUACAACCGAACGUACCCUACCUCGACACCCAUCAAAACCUCCAAGGGCAUUACCUACAGAAUAGCGAUAGUGAGCGAUCUCGAUCACGACUCCAAGCUUGUGGACAAGAAAGACACAUGGCAUAGUCUUAUGAGGACCGGCAAUCUCUAUUGGAAUCCCAACAGCAAUUUUCUAUCUGUUAUAUGGGAUGACAAAAUUGUCGUACUGUCCUCAUCGUUGUCUAUGAAAGGACGCGGAAUGGAGCUGUCGGAAUUAGUGACUUUUGACGGCCGUCUGCUGUCCUUCGAUGAUCGUACAGGGAUGAUAUAUUUCAUCGAAGGUGAUCAAGCUUAUCCUUGGGUUAUUUUGAUGGAUGGGAAUGGUAAAAAUCACAAAGGCUUUAAAUCCGAGUGGGCGACUAUCAAAGAUGAACAAUUAUAUAUUGGCAGCAUGGGAAAGGAAUGGACCACACCGUCUGGUGAAUUUGAACAUAAUAAUCCGUUAUGGGUUAAAGUAGUGUCACCACGUGGCGAAACGCAUUCCCUCAAUUGGAUUUCUUACUACAAACGAUUAAGGCAAGCGAUUAACAUCGACUAUCCAGGUUACAUGAUACAUGAAUCUGGAACUUGGAGUGAUAUACAUAAGAGCUGGUUCUUCUUGCCUAGAAGAUGUUCCUAUGAACGUUAUAAUGAAACACGGGAUGAAACAAUGAGCUGCAAUAUCAUGUUGACUGCAGACGAAAACUUUGUUGAUAUUAAAGUUACUUAUAUCGGAGAUCUAAUCCCAAUCAGAGGUUUUUCGAGUUUCAAGUUUCUUCCUGGCUCGCAAGAUUCCAUUAUAAUAGCUUUAAAGACUGAGGAAUAUCAAGGACGGACCGCUACAUAUAUCAUGGCCUUUACGAUAGAAGGAACGAUAAUAAUGCCCGAAAGUAAAAUAAUGGAUAAAAAAUUUGAAGGACUGGAAUUUAUAUGACCCUUAGGGGUAGUUGUUAAUUAUUUAAUAAAAAUUGUAAAUAAAUGUACAGAAUACAUAGUCUUAAGUUUCUACAACGAGAUAAAAUUACUAAAAAGUUAAAA